AUGCAACACGUCCUUACAAUCACAAUCUUGAUUAUUCUUGAUUUGCAACAUUAUGGACAAGUGUGCGGAGUAAGGACUCACAUCUCGUGACUGCACCGGCCCGCCAGUACCCGCCGCGUAACGUGGAAUCAAGAAUAAAUUCCUCUGCUGCCUCCACACGGCCCCCAGCCGCUUCCGUAUUACUCUCAAUCGGCGAGGUCACGAUCAUCUAUCAUCGACCAGCCCAACAUCCUCGGCGAUCUGCGUGAGCACUACGAUCGAACCCAAAGCGUGAGCUUCGCGCCGGCCGUGCCAUCCAAAACUCCAGAGCCAAUUCCCACCACUUGCCUCGUGACACACCGCAUGUUGCCCUGCACGCCAUCAUGCCAUUCAAAGCUUACAUUCUGACCGUGUCUGACACGCUCGCGCAGGCCAAGUCUGCCAGCGAUCCCAUCCAAACAACCAACACGUCCGGUCUGACGCUGCGAGAGAGCCUGCAACAGCACUCGUCGAAGCAGUUUUCUGUAGAGGAAGAGGCGGUGGUGGCGGAUGACGUUGCCGACAUACAGCACACAAUCAAGCGAUGGAUAGCAGGACGCGCUGAUCUGAUCCUGACGACUGGCGGAACGGGCUUCGGUACGCGAGAUGUGACGCCAGAGGCAAUCGCACCGCUGGUGUCCAAGCCAACACCUGGCCUCACGCAUUUGCUAUUAUCUCACAGCCUCCAGAAGACUCCAAUGGCGGUCCUAUCUCGACCUGUAACUGGAAUCGCACUGCAUGCUCCUCUCCCGCAGAGCACUCCCGAGACCCAGCAGACGGGAGCCAUCAUCGUCACGCUUCCUGGAUCUACCAGAGCUGUGGGAGAAUGCAUGGACGCUUUGCUGGGAGACAGCGUGCUUCAGCACGCGCUUGAGCUAGUGUCUGGCGGGUCGGGAAGCCGGCAACAUGCCUCAAUGCAAGGUCCGGGAGGAGGUCGAGAUGGCGCCAAAGCUAGCCACACCAGUCUGAGCGGAACAGAAACAGAUACAGGCAGUGCUAGAGCGGGGUCUGGACUGCAAGGUCAGCAUCACCAUCCACACCACCACCAUCAUCAUCAUCAUCAUGGGGACCACGUCGCUCCAAAGCCUCGCACGGAGCAAAGCGAGGAAUCGCCUAGCUACGUCACGCGAGACCCGGGAGGACCAGCAUCGCGUCAUCGCAAGAGCCCAUACCCGAUAGUAUCGCUCGACGCCGCUCUGAACCUCAUCGCCGAGCAUACCCCCUCACCCCGGCAAACACAUGAAGCCUCGAUUGACCGAAAUUUGAUCGGCGCAAUUGUCGCCCGUGACGUCACUGCACGGACUGAUCUUCCCCUCCGACCAACGACUAACGUGGAUGGAUACGCAAUUUCAGCCCAUCACACACCACCGGGCUCGUGUCGGGUCAGUUCAUCGAAUGCGAGAUUCGAAGCUGGUAGCGUUCAGCGUAUCAACACCGGCCAAGGACUUCCGUCGGGCGCCGAUGCGGUGGUGAUGGUGGAGGAUACGGAGCUUCUGGAGAGCUCGGAUGAUGGCGAGGAGCGCUACAUCAAGGUGUUGGCGCAGGUGGAUGCGGGAGAGAAUGUGCGAAAGGCUGGAAGCGAUGUCAAACAAGGGAGUGUCAUCUUGCGAGCCGGUCAAAGAUUGAGCGAGCUCGGCGGGGAGCUGGGCACUUUGGCUUUCUUGGGCUAUCCGAAGGUCACAAUACACACAAAGCCGAAGGUUGCCAUCUUGUCCACUGGCAACGAGCUCGCAGACAUUGCUGCUUCACAGCAGACUGACGCCUGGGGAUUUCGAAUUUGGGACGCCAAUAGGCCCGGUCUACGGGCGGCAAUCGAGUCCGCUGGAUACGAAGUAGUCGACUUGGGCAUAGUUAAUGACGACCGUCGAGCAACAAUCGACGCACUUCGAAGGGGACUGGAAGAGGCUGAAGUUGUUCUGACAACCGGCGGGACCAGCAUGGGUGAAAGCGACCUGCUGAAGCCUAUCAUCGAGCGCGACCUUGGAGGCAAGAUCCACUUUGGGCGCGUCGCCAUGAAGCCGGGUAAGCCUACCACAUUCGCCACAAUCCCUUGCGAAAGCUCCGAUCGCGUGGUGUUCGCACUGCCAGGCAAUCCAGCCAGCGCUCUAGUGUGCUUCUACGUCUUCGUAUUGCCUUCCCUCCGCAAGCUUUGCGGCCAUCACGCAUCCAUCGCGCCGUCUGAUCAAGGGAGGUCGUGGAGCGUGCCCCGCGUCAAGGUGCGAUUGGAAAAUGCGAUGAAGCUGGAUCCCCGGCCAGAGUUCCACCGCGCUGUUGUCUACCCAGACGCUAAUGGUCGAUUAGUGGCGAGAAGCACCGGAUCUCAACGUAGCAGUGGGAUGCACUCGAUGGCGACAGCAAACGCACUGGUCUGCGUACCUGCGCUGGAUGGCUCGCCUGGAAGCCCCACACAGUUGCAAGCAGGAUCCGAGGCCCUGGCGAUGCUGAUUGGCAGCAUUUUGUAG
Messenger RNA from Ceraceosorus guamensis, 2480 nucleotides. RefSeq lists its product as hypothetical. Gene Ontology annotation, biological process: Mo-molybdopterin cofactor biosynthetic process; molybdenum incorporation into molybdenum-molybdopterin complex. Gene Ontology annotation, cellular component: cytosol; cytoplasm. The record is from RefSeq and is a predicted model, not a curated record. Gene Ontology annotation, molecular function: molybdopterin molybdotransferase activity. Lineage: Eukaryota; Fungi; Basidiomycota; Exobasidiomycetes; Ceraceosorales; Ceraceosoraceae. Bases 363 to 2480 code for a protein of 705 amino acids. The transcript is spliced from 7 exons.